This is a messenger RNA of Porites lobata, 3333 nucleotides long. The record is from the annotation of a GenBank genome assembly. NCBI's taxonomy places the organism in Eukaryota, Metazoa, Cnidaria, Anthozoa, Scleractinia, Poritidae.
AUGUCAUGUAUGAAUGCGAUUGCCAUCUAUGACUACACAGCAACGCAGCAUGAAGAAUUAUCAAUUAGGAAGGAUGAGAAACUAACUAUAAUUGAUGACAGCAAAACUUGGUGGCAAGUAGAAAAUUCAAGACAUGAAAAAGGUUUUGUGCCCUCCAACUAUGUGAAAAGAGCUAACAAAGGAUUCUUAGGAAAGUUAAAGCGACCAAAAGAAAAGGAUAGUCCUGAGAAUGGGACUCUCAAUCAACCAGGAGAAUAUUUUGUACCUCAGGACGUUCUUGCCGGGAUUGAAACUGUGGUUGCAAAAUUUAGUUUCCGGCCGCAACACGAUGAUGAACUUGCAUUGAUCAAAGGAGACAAGAUAAAAGUUCUUGAGAAGCAGGAGGACGGAUGGUGGAAAGGAUGCAUUGGAAGCAGAAAUGGGUGGUUUCCGUCAAAUUAUGUACAGUCAGAGGAAGAGAACUCAAAAUCCACUAAACCCAAAAAGCCGGUCAUUCAUAAGGUAAAGACUUUGUACAAUUUUGACCCAGAAAAUCCCGAGGAGCUCAAGUUUAAAAAGGAUGAAAUCCUGGAAGUUAUCGACAAACCUGAAGAUGACCCAGAUUGGUGGAAGGCCCGUAAAAAGGAUGGCUCUACAGGUCUGGUUCCUCGUAAUUAUAUUGUUAUUGUGGAUAAUGAUGGUGAAAUUCCAGCAGCAAGUUCUGGUAGUGUUGGUGCGGUUGCUAACCAGCUGUUAAAGAGAGUUAUUUUGCCAGAACAUCAAAGACUGCCAUUUUGCGAAGAAAAGUGGUUCUGGGGUAAAAUUACAAGAGGACACGCCGAGAAGUUAUUGAACAAAUCUGCUGUAGAUGGUGACUUUUUAGUACGAGUCAGUGAAACUCAGGUAAGAUUCUCUAGAUGAUCCAUUAUUGCAUGGCAAAAUGAGGUUAUAGGCAUUGUCUUCUUCAUCUUUGUUGUGGUCAAAUUUAAAGGGGACAGGAUCCAUGGUCCUUAGCUAUAGCUUCGUUUCACUUUUAUGUAAGGUGGGUUGGGAGGGUGUGCCGAACGAAAAGGCUGUCCUAUAUAACCAAUGGCUUGUGGAGUUACUUGUAGGACUAGCAUGUUGUAUUUAUUAUUACAAGUUGUUGCAUGUGCGAGCAACAUUUGCUCAGAUAAAGUCAGUAAAUGUGAGUGAGAAGGGGAAUUGGUACAUAAUUGUGUAAUGUAGGUCUGUAUGACUGUUCCAUUACUAGCACCUAAUAGUUCAUGGGCUUUUCUAUUCUCUUUGCUCUUUUAGGAGGGUGGCUACUCUGUGUCCAUGAAAGCUCCUGACAAAAUUAAGCAUUUUAGAGUGGCGUUCGCUGAUGGAGAAUUUAGCAUUGGACCACGGCGAUUUAAGUCAUUCCACGAGCUAAUAGAACAUUACAAAAGAGCUCCUAUAUUUACAGAUAAAGAAGGUAGCAAGUUUUAUCUCAUCAAACCAUUUGAUGAGAGCUCCUAGGAAUAAUAUUGAGAAAAGUACCAGGUACAUGUAUUAAAUUACAUGUUGUAGCUUAAAUAUCAGUGAGAUUCAGUGUGGAGAGGAUGAUAAAGUCAUUGCUAAGACAUGGUAAGCUUGACAAGAUUUUUUCAGGUUGUGAUGUGUGCCCUCGAGUGUUUCCAGGAUGCAAUAUAAAGCUCAUUAAAUCAGCAUCUCCAAUUCUGUCAAUUUAUCUCUGUGCAAGUGGAAAGCUUAUUUUCACAGCGGUUUUAUCCAAGAUGGCGGUUUGAAGAAUGUUUAUCGUUAUUGCAGGAUAAAGGAGGUUACUGUUUCUGUGCUCAAUCCUACAGGUCUAAAAGGUGAAAAUACCAUGAUAAGAAUUUGACUGCAAGACCUGUACGUUUUGAGGUCAUUUUCAGCAUCUUGUGAACUUUUGGAUGCUUGAGAGCAAACAUUGGAGGGAAACAGUUAAUUUUGUUUACUGAGAAUUUCAAUGUUUGCCGAGGGAAACAUUGAGAUUUGAGGGAAAGAAAAUUAACUGUUUCCUGAGGGGCCAGUCUUCAGGUGAUUUGUUAUAUAGCUGGAAAUUUUGAAGCUGGAAAUACAUUAAACCUCGCUGUAUUUGGCAGUCAUCGGUCAACAUUUUUUUGUGGGGAACAGUGCACUGUAACCCUCUGACGUCAUAGAUUUUGCAGUGUUGCCCCCUCAAAGAUUUUGGCAGGAAACAGUUUCACUGUUAGAUGCAAUGUAACCUUGAAGUAACCAAUGAGAGCAUGCACUGUUGGGAAGAAAAUUCCAGCUAUAGAGCAAAUUAUUUUACAGACCUUUGAUCAAUGAAUGCUGGCAUUUUAAAAGGCUUCUCUUCUCUGUAUAUAAUAAUUAUAUUGUGUAUCAGUAGGCAGACUUUAAAAUUUAACAAUUUAGACUGGAAUAGAAUUCUCCCCAAAAUAUAUGGGCGUAAAUUGGGGUCAGCAGUAGUAUUGUGACUUCUGUGAUUUAAUUUUGGGUGGGAAGUUACUGAAAAAUUCUGAAUAAUUUUUAAGAGGUGGGCCUUGGUGCUCAAAGCCUCAAUUUUGGUUGGGGGUCCAGGUUAUUAUUGAGUAAACUUCAGUUUUACAAAAGCUCUUGGAUUGCUGCUAGAAAGGAACAGUUAAAUAUUGUUAAAUGUUCCUGAAAUACGACAGUAUUAAUUUGCAUGAAAAUUUUGCGCCCCUUACCCUUAAAACUGCUCUCAUCUCAUUAAAACUCUGAAUGACAAAGACUUUCAACAGUGUUCUCAUUUAGUAGCUGGUGUGCUUUCACAGAAACGUGAUCUUAAUAAAGAUACAGUCAAAUCCUGUUAAUACGGACACUGAGGGGGCCAUACAAGGUGCCCAUAUCAAUAGGGUGUCCGUUUUAAUUGAAUUUAGCGAAAAUGUAAGGGCUUUCUUUACCCAGGGACAAAGCAAACUGUGUGCACCAUUUUUAAGGUGUCGGUAUUAUGCGGGUGUCCGUUAAGCGGGGUUUGACUGUAUUAUAAUCAUGUAAAGUUCAUUCAACUCACACUUUAAGUUGACUUCAUUGACGUCAUUUGUUAUCCGGGGGUGUAUGUUCUAUCUGGCUCAUUGAGCUUAUGUUCAGAAUGCCCAGUAUGAAGGAUUCUUCAGAGAUUUGGGAGGCUUUUUUGGUGAGGGAGGGUAAAAUUUACUAAUAUAAUGUUAUUCAGAAUUUUGAGGUGUUUAUAAUUGAACUUAGGACUUGGUUUGAUAAGCAAACAGAAGAAAAUUCUAUGUGCGUAUUCCGUGACAUUUUAGUAAUAGUGUUGAUACUCUUACUACAUAGCUGAUUAGUAGUAGUAAAUAGUUAUUCUUUAAUAUUCUUUGAUGCUGGUUAGGA